AUGUUAGGGCUUGUUUUUUCCCUGCACCCACAAAUCCCUUCAUUUUCAAGAACCACUCUUCUCCAUCCCCAACCCACUCUCCCUCCUGCUUCUUUCCCUCUCAAAAUCUCCAAGAAAACCCAUCCAAGACUCGUUUUUGCACAAACCAACAACAAUAACGACCCAAUUCAAGAACCCAAAGAACCAGAACAAGAAAAGAAAAAUGGGUCUUCCAAUAACAGUGGCGGUGGUUAUGAUUUGAAGCAAGAUCAGCCACCUCCCUUAUUCGAUAUCAAGUGGGGUGAUUUGUUACUGAACCCAGAUCCCGAUAACAUCUUGGCCGUUGGAUUAACUGGUUUGUUGUCCUGGGCUAGUGUUCAAGUUCUUUGGCAGCUUUUCGUUAUCGCUUUGGCUAUUCUUGUUGCUGCUGUUAAGUACUCUUUCAUUGCUGCUCUCCUUAUUUUCAUCCUCAUUACUCUUCUUUGA
Molecule: messenger RNA, 465 nt
Organism: Populus nigra (black poplar)
Lineage: Eukaryota; Viridiplantae; Streptophyta; Magnoliopsida; Malpighiales; Salicaceae
Exons: 1
Coding region: 1-465 (154 amino acids)
Source: RefSeq, a predicted model, not a curated record